Messenger RNA from Arabidopsis lyrata subsp. lyrata, 1278 nucleotides. RefSeq names its product MATH domain and coiled-coil domain-containing protein At3g58360. The transcript has 3 exons. Gene Ontology annotation, molecular function: protein binding. Lineage: Eukaryota; Viridiplantae; Streptophyta; Magnoliopsida; Brassicales; Brassicaceae. Bases 542 to 1123 code for a protein of 193 amino acids. The record is from RefSeq and is a predicted model, not a curated record.
UAAGAAGAUCACGUGGACAAUUAAGAAUUUCUCAUCUUUGAAAUCGGAAAAGUUUUACUCUGAUCCAUUCACCGUUGGUGGAUGUAAAUGUCGCUGAUUAUGAGUCAUUGUCACCUGGAUGGAGAAGACACGCUCGAUAUCUCCUAAAUGUAGUAAAUCAAAAUUCGGUAAAGCGUUCCAAACAAAAUGGUGCUUAUUUCUUCCCACUGCUCUUUUCUCCAAAAAUCAUUUUAAUGGCAAACACAUUGUAGUUACGAAUCUUUAAGUCGUGAAUCUUAUUUUGUUUUGCUACAUUUUAUAUCUGAUGUUUUAUGAGGCUCGUUUUGGGGACUGGAGUUGAAUGUUACUCAUGGGUUGUGUUAUAGUAUUAGUUUUCACGUUUUUUCCAAAGUUGUGAGCAUUGUUGUUCAGUCCAAAGAAACAUAGUUCAUUUAAUGCUUUGUUUGCAUGUAAAUGAACUGAUUAUAUAAAUUCUAUUUGUGAUUUUACAGAAGAACAAAAGUGGUUUGAUGCCCGUUCUCCUCGCUGGGGUCGUCUAUCCAUGUUUCCCCUAAAUGAAAUCUGUGCUAAAGAUAGCGGAUUUCUGGUAAAUGGAGAACUCAAAAUUGUUGCCGAGAUAGAGGUUCUUGAAGUUAUUGGGAAACUUGAUGAAUCGGAGGAAACUUCUACAAUAAUGGAAACCAUAGAUUUUAAUGGCUUUGAACUUCUUCCCUCACAGGUGGAAUUUGUGAGGAAUAUGUUUGAAAAACACCCUGAGAUUGCAUCUGAAUUCCGUUUAAAGAAUCCAAAUCUUAAGUCAGGAUACAUGAGCUUGCUACUCAGUCUCAUUGAGACUCUGCGCCAGUCGCCUCAGGAGCUCAACAAGGUUGAUCUAGCUGAGGCAUAUGUUGCACUCAGAUCCAUGACUGAUGCUGGAUUUAAGGUUGAUUGGUUGGAGAAGAAACUUUUUGAGAUGUCAGAAAAGAAGAAGAAAGAGGAGGCUGGUGAAACUCGGAUGCAGGAAAUUAAUGAAGAGCUGAAAAGUUUGAAUCAGAAAUGCUUAGACCUUGAAGCUCAGCUGGAGAAGGAGAAAGCAGAGGUUUUCGCUGCAAAAGCUCCUCUAUCAUUCAAUGAUGUUUUUUAAUAUUUUUGAGUUCAUAGGCAUUUAGAGUUUUUCUUCUCCUUGGUCUGUUCGUUUUGUGAUAUUGUUUAGAUAACUUAACAACUGCUACGUUAUUUCACCUUUCAUUGGUGAUUAACAGUUUCUAUUCUGCUAGUAUUGUUUCAUCAAAUUUCAUU